ACGUCACGUCACUUUUGUUUAUUAAUCGAUCCUAACCUCUAAAAAUUAUUUCGAUAAAAGACUAAAGAAUUAAAAUUUUUUACGUGAAACUUACACAUCAUCAUCUCUAUUUAUAAAAAAUCAAAAAUAUGUCUGGAUACUCAAACGUGAACGAAAGUAACAUGUACUGGACUGACCAAAGACCAAACGAUUCAUAUUACGAUUCAGAAUAUAAUUCACUGCAACAACAACAACUAGAUUUUCAGUCGUUUGACAGUCAACAACAACAGUACUACAAUGAUUCAUAUGCAGCAAGCAAAGUUACUUCAAUUUUAGAACCAAGUUCUAUGGAUUACGGUUACACUGAUGUUAACUAUGCGGAUUCAAACGAAUUUAAUGAACCACCAUUAUUAGAAGAAUUAGAAAUUUUUCCAGAUCGCAUUCUUGAAAAGAUGAUUGCUGUAUUAAAUCCUUUUCGGGGUCACAGUUUGGCGGACGAUUCAGAGUUUUUAACUAAAGGAACAGAUUUGGCUGGACCAUUAUGUUUUUGUAUUAUAUUGGCAAUAUCAUUGUUUGUUUCGGGUAGUAAAGUUUAUUUUGGUUAUAUUUACGGACUAUCUGCUAUGUCUUGCAUAAUGAUGUACUUUUUGUUAUCAUUAAUGACGACUAAUAGUGCAUUUACUUUAACUUGUGUAACUAGUAUUCUGGGAUAUAGCUUGCUACCUAUUGUGGGAUUGUCAUUACUUGGUGUUUUUGUGUCGUUACGUGGGCCUGCUGGAAUUGCAAUGGCUCUAACAUCCGUAUUAUGGGCCAGUUUUUCUGCGUCACGUUUUUUUAUUGCAAUUUCAGGAGAUAAAGAUCAAAGGCCCCUUAUAGCAUACCCUUGUGCUUUGGUAUGUGGUGUUUUUGCUUUGUUAGUAGUAUUUUAAGUGAGAUCCAAAUUUUCUACUGUAUAAUCACUGCUUUUAACAUUUGUAAUUUUGUGAAAUAAAUUAAUAUUGGUAGAUUGGAUCAUUUCUAGCAUAUUUUUCUCUGUUUGUACAAGUGAAACUGUUGACUUGAAACCCAACAGAUCACCUAUACUAUACCUAGCAAUAAAUAAGUCUUAGCACUUUUAGCCUUUUAAAAAAUUCUGUAAACCGAACUAACGUUAUAAUAAAACAAGUAAAAUGGUAUAUUUACUCAA
Molecule: messenger RNA, 1165 nt
Organism: Photinus pyralis (common eastern firefly)
Lineage: Eukaryota; Metazoa; Arthropoda; Insecta; Coleoptera; Lampyridae
Product: protein YIPF5-like
Exons: 2
Coding region: 129-908 (259 amino acids)
Biological process (GO): endoplasmic reticulum to Golgi vesicle-mediated transport; vesicle fusion with Golgi apparatus
Cellular component (GO): trans-Golgi network
Source: RefSeq, a predicted model, not a curated record